Molecule: messenger RNA, 1699 nt
Organism: Coffea eugenioides
Lineage: Eukaryota; Viridiplantae; Streptophyta; Magnoliopsida; Gentianales; Rubiaceae
Product: purine-uracil permease NCS1-like
Biological process (GO): nucleobase transport; transmembrane transport
Cellular component (GO): plasma membrane
Molecular function (GO): nucleobase transmembrane transporter activity
Source: RefSeq, a predicted model, not a curated record
UUUGAACAAUUUAUCUAUCAGCCGAAAUUAAUCCCAGCCAACUGAUGUUCCAAAAAUUUGACCAAAUGGCAACAAUUCCUCAUCAACCCCUAUUCGACGAUACUGAACCCGAGCAUUCGAUUUACAGCGAUGAGCUGAAGCCAACCACAUCCCACCAGCGCAGUUUUUCUUGGUUGGAAAUGGGCAGUUUGUGGGUGGGACUCGUGGUUGGAGUGCCGGCCUACUACGUGGCUGGAAGCUUAGUAGAGCUGGGGAUGGCGUGGUGGCAAGGGAUUCUCACCGUUGUUUUAGCCAACAUGAUCUUAUUAAUCCCGUUAAUCCUCACAGGAUAUGCCGGCACGCUUUACGGCAUAUCAUUUCCGGUCUUCGCUCGAUCAUCUUUUGGCAUUCGCGGAGCCCACGUCCCCGCUCUUCUUAGAUCACUGAUUGCCUGCGGUUGGUAUGGGAUUGAAACAUGGAUUGGAGGUCAGGGAAUCUUUCUUCUCAUACCUCAAACUGCCAAAGAAUCGGCCUUGUCAAAAGCUUUGCCCUGGUUAGGCACUUCCCCCCUUGAAUUUGGUUGUUUCAUAGUAUUUUGGCUAGCACAACUGGCCAUCUUUUGGAACGGGAUUGAUGGGAUCCGGAAGCUGGAAAAGUACGCUGCUCCAGUUCUAAUCAUAUUCGUCUCUUGCCUUCUCGUUUGGUCUUAUAUCCAGGCUGGUGGAUUCGGCCGCAUGCUCUCCUUAUCUUCGAGGCUCUCACCUUCAGAGUUUUGGUCUCUUUUCUUUCCAUCAUUGACAGCAAAUAUAAGCUUGUGGGCUACUCUAGCGCUUAACGUUCCUGAUUUCACCCGGUACGCCAAGAGCCAAAAAGAUCAGAUCAUAGGACAAGCAGGGCUCCCAAUUUUUAUGGGUGCAUUUUCAUUUGUGGGCCUGGCAGUAACUUCAUCAACUGAAGUGAUAUUUGGCCGCGUGAUCUCCAACCCGAUUCAACUUCUGGGUGAAAUUGGCGGCGGAUUCUGGACCAAGAUUGUUGCUGUUCUAGGCAUAAGCCUUGCGACAGUCACAACCAACAUCGCCGCUAAUGUCGUUGCUCCUGCAAAUGCGCUAGUCAAUCUAAGUCCUUCAACGUUUACCUUUAGAAGGGGGGCUCUGCUGACGGCAGUUCUUGGAAUUGCCUUCCAACCAUGGAGGGUCUUUGGAUCGAGUGAGAGCUUUGUUUACACCUGGUUAGUCGGCUACUCUGCUUUGCUAGGACCCGUUGGGGGCGUAGUCUUGGCAGAUUUUUAUCUCAUUCAGAAUAGAAAUUUGAGUAUCAAGCAACUGUACUCACUGAAUCCUAGCGGGACAUAUUGGUAUUCAGGUGGAUAUAACUUAGCAGCAAUGACAGCUUUGGUUCUGGGGAUUCUGCCGGUGAUUCCAGGUUUUCUCCACGAGGUUGGGCUUUUGAGAUGUCCACAUCCAUUGGCUUUAAUUUACGAUAAUUCUUGGUUUUUCGGGUUCUUUUCUGCUGGAAUUCUCUACUGCAUCAUUUCACUGUUCAAGGGAAAACAAAGUAAAGAUGGGCUAGAACCUCUCAUGCCUCCCAAGUCCAGUCCCUAGAGUUAACAACACUGUUGGCAUUUGCAUGUAAUCUGUAGCAAAACAAUUUGUGCACAUUAUCCUUCAAGAGAAAAAAAGAUCAUGGCGUUCAAUCUAAUACAGCUAUGACCUCUUUUUGA